Hymenoscyphus albidus is the source of this 711-nucleotide messenger RNA. Lineage: Eukaryota; Fungi; Ascomycota; Leotiomycetes; Helotiales; Helotiaceae. The record is from the annotation of a GenBank genome assembly.
CAUCAUCCAUCAUACCAUCAUCCAUCAUACAUACCUCCUCAGUGCUGGUGUUAUAUCCAAUCUCUAUUCUCCAUCAGGAGAAGGAUAGCAACGCACCAUCUCUUUCAGAUACCUCAACAGACCCACAAACCGCAUCAUACCAACCAAACUACCAACCGACGCACUAGACUCUAGAGAUAAGCUAAGCGACAGACAGACAAGAUGUCCCCUCGCAAGGUCCCACCAGAUGAGUUCUGGGUCUGUUGUCGGAUUGUGGGUGUCACGGCUGGGAAACGUGUGUUUAGUAUCUCGGUAUGUAUUUCUAUUACUAUCUUCUACUCUCUUCCUUCCUUGUCUUAUGGGCCUUACCUUUUACCACCAUAAUUAAAGGACUAUCUCAACAAUCUACCAUCUGUCAUUUACAUAAUAUAGCAAAGGAAUACUGAGCUAACCCUCCAGUGCGGCACCCCCCUCCCAACAAAUGAAAGUACCUGCACGGAAUGCACUCAUUAUCGCUGUGGGGGCUGCACGGUUUGGGCUAGGCAGGUAGUUCAAGUUCACGCUGCGAAAGGAGGGAAGCGGCGAAGUGGAAGUGAGGGUGCUGGUGCUUGUUUUGGUUCUGAGAGCGAGAAUGAGAGGGAGAGGGGUGGUGGGGAAAAGGAGAGUGCUGAGAGUAGUGGGAAUGAGGAGGUGUUGGAGCUAGAGGAGGAGGAGGGGGUUAGUUGUCGCUAG